Molecule: messenger RNA, 1078 nt
Organism: Zea mays
Lineage: Eukaryota; Viridiplantae; Streptophyta; Magnoliopsida; Poales; Poaceae
Exons: 3
Coding region: 149-781 (210 amino acids)
Source: RefSeq, a predicted model, not a curated record
GGGAAAUCCCGGCGGCCAAUCACAGCGCUCGGUGGCUGGCCCUUGCUUUGCGGUGCCCCUCCACUCCAUCAACGCCAGCCGCCAGUCCCCCCGGGCGGCGCUACCCUCAGCUAGCUCCGUAAACCAGCGAGUACGGCCGACCAGACCAAUGGCACUGCGGCUACCCAUCUCCUCGACCCACGGGCUGGCCUCCUCGCCAGCGCCCAUCUCCUCCACGACGACGUGCCGGCCGGCCGCCGCCAGUGGGAGCUUGAUCCCGCCAGCUGCCCUGGUCGCAGUUGCCAUCCGCUGGGCGUCGGCGUCGGCGUCCCAAAAGAGGGGCCUGCUGCUGACGACGGCGAGGGGCGGCGGAGUCCUCGCGCCGGUGAGGUCGAGCGGGAUCGAGACGACGACGACCUCGGUGGGAGCUGAGGCCGUCACCGGGCAGGUCACGGAGGUCAACAAGGACACCUUCUGGCCCAUCGUCGAGGCCGCCGGCGACAAGGUCGUCGUCCUCGACAUGUACACCGAAUGGUGCGGGCCUUGCAAAGUGAUGGCUCCCAAGUUCCAGGAGAUGUCCGAGAAGAACCUGGACGUCGUGUUCCUCAAGCUGGACUGCAACCAGGACAACAAGGUCAGCAAACUAGAUACCUCUCGCGAAGGAGCUGGGCAUAAAGGUUGUGCCGACGUUCAAGAUCCUCAAGGGCGGGAAGGUCGUGAAGGAGGUCACCGGCGCCAAGAUCGACGAGCUAGCGGAAGCCAUCGAGAUAGCCAACAAGAAGUCAGGCUGACAAAGGAAUAGCAAGAUCGACGUGCAGUGCAAGCAAGGAUGAAUGGAUGAUCGAUGAACUAGCUAGUGAAGACUGCGAAUGAAUGCGCCCCGGCCGCGCAUUUGUGGGACCGGCAACAUGCAUGCAGAAAACAAGCUAUUCUAGUUCUUCUGCUUAGGCCGUCCGCAAUUGCUAUCUCAAAUAGCUAGCUGAUGUGGAGCUGAGAGAAGAAUACAAAUAGUAAUUUAUCUCAUCACUAGUAUUUGAUCUCACACGUCCAGUUUCUUUCUUGGAAUACGCGGAAUCUUCUAUCUAUUUGCUAGUCGCUA